Chaetomium globosum CBS 148.51 is the source of this 822-nucleotide messenger RNA. RefSeq lists its product as uncharacterized. The transcript has a single exon. NCBI's taxonomy places the organism in Eukaryota, Fungi, Ascomycota, Sordariomycetes, Sordariales, Chaetomiaceae. The coding region runs from base 1 to 822 and encodes 273 amino acids. The record is from RefSeq and is a predicted model, not a curated record.
AUGGCCGGCCCAACCACCCGUCUCACUACUGCCCUCCCGCUCAUCCUCGCGCUGCUCGCCGCCGCCGGCCACCCCGUCGCCGCCCGCACCGACUACGCCGGCUGCGUCUCCACCGAGCUGCCCGCCGCCCACACCACCAUCUGGUACGUGCCCGGCACCGGCGAGCUGUGUGAGCCCGUCGACUGUGGCGGCGGCCGCGCACCGCCCAAGACCGUCCCGGGCUGCCCGGCGUACAAGGGCACGGAGACGGUCACGCCCAAGUUUUGGGAUGGGUUUGAGGGGGCCGCGAAGGCUACGCCGACGGCGGGGCCUGGGGCGGGAGGUGAUGGGGAUGGGGAGGAUAGUGCGGAUGAGGGGGAGGAUGGUGAUGGGGAGGGUGAGGAUGGUGGGAAUGGGGUUGGUGUCGGUGUGGGUGUGACGGGCGGGGCGAAGGGUACGGUCACGGUCACGCUGGGUGGCGGCACGGCGGCGGUAUCGAGGACGGCGAGCAGGACGAAGGAUGUCGAGGAGACGGGUGCGGCGGGGGCUGGGGGUGAUAGUGAUGAUGAGGAUGAGGAUGGGGAGGGCGGCAAGUCGUCGGCUGCGACGGCGACGGGUGGAGGUCGCAAGCCCAUGGCUACGUUGACUCAGGUCAUGACGGCGGUGGAGACGGUUGAUGGUGUCGCUAGACCUGCGCCGACGAGUGAGGGUGAUGGUGAGGGCGUGGCUGCGCAGAGCACCGUGUCGCUUGCGGCUGCGAUGCCGACGGCGGCGGUUGUUGGGAAGACGGUGUUUGGGGUUGUGGCGGCGGGUGUUGCGGCGGCUGGGUUGGUGCUUGCUUAA